AAACCCGCCGGUCAUUCUGUCAUUGUCAUCCCCAGCUUGUACCCGAAUCGAAUGCAUCUGUUGACAACAAGCGUUCGCAUCAUAAUCCUCAGCUCGUGCCUGUGAGCUUCUGUGGCCUGCGAGCCCCGAUCAUCCCCGAGCAAUCGGAUUCAACGUUACCUACGCCGGUUAAGGCAUGUCCGCGCUGUCUUCUCGGCGCUGCUCUCCAACUAGGGUAGCAACUGAUGCGGAAAGUCGAGUCACGAUCUUCAAACCCUCAAAUUCAUUUCUCCUACGGUGUCGCCAUCAUGGACCUCAGAAACCCUGAAGCGCAUAAUGGCAGCGACAGCCCACAACCUGGCCCGUUUGGCUAUUCUUUCCUUUCGCCAAUGGACACUCCGUACGAACCUGCGCCUGCACGACCGCCCGGGCCCGCUCUUCUCGACGACAACGAGUCCACUAUGCUGGACAACUUCUUCACGACGAUGAACUCCAACCAUUUCCCGAACGACUUCUGGAUGGGGGGACAGACGAACCGUUUGCUUGGGACUAGCGGGCUAGAUUGGCCAGGCGAACUACCGCCCACCUUCGAGGGCUCCACGACGUCUCUUUCACAACCAGGUCUCCCUCAUGGCAGCAUGGACAAGUCUAGCAUGGAGAUGAUGGCACCGGAGAUAAACACAAGUGCAGAUAUUUUCGCGGCUGCUUCUAUGCUAUACCACAACGGAAUCACUGGAAAUGACUUCAAUUCCAGCUUCAAUCACCACAAUUUUGCUUCUUCCGACACAGAUUUCAACAAUCCAAGAAUGAAUGGCCACGGUAAGGUCCAGGCGCCUAGCAGUCAUGGCCAGUCAAAGCAGCCGUCUCGUCGCCGCAUGCCCGUGGGGUUUCAUACGUCAGAGAUGCUGUUCGAUGUUGGAGAGCCCAUAUCACCCGAGCAACAAGUGACGGCAAAGGUGCGCCCGCUUCAUUGGGGCUCAGAUGUCGGUUUCAUGGGCCAGGGUUAUAUGGCGCCUCCGGAACAGCCUAAUGAGGAGGAUCGGACCAAAGAGCUGCUCGGUCAUCUAGUAUGCCUCGAACCCCAGAGCAGUGCAACGAACACACGCGCGCCGAGUCCCGUAACAGUAAGACACUCUGGAGGUUACGAUGCUCCGUGGGCAGAUGCCGCCGCAGCUGGCCAACUCAGCAAUUUACGGCGAGGCUUUCGGGACCACGUGGAAGAUCUCGCUCAGCCAAAGAAGAAACAGAGAACCUUAGUCAAAGAGGAAGAUGACGAAACCUCGGAUGACGAUACCUUGCGACAAAAACCCAAGAUGUCCAAAUCCUCAACUCGGCGACUAUCGCAAGAUACCAUCCAAAAACGACGGCUCUCUUCGGGGCCAAAAGCUGCGCGAGAGAACUUAACCGAAGAACAGAAAAGAAGCAACCACAUUCUCUCGGAGCAGAAGCGACGAAAUCUCAUCCGACAGGGGUUCGAUGACCUAUGCCUACUUGUCCCCGGGCUGAAAGGAGGCGGCUUUAGUAAGAGCGCGAUGCUAACUCAAGCCGCCGAUUGGUUAGAGGAGAUCUUGCGAGGCAAUGAAAUCCUCAAAGCACAGCUCGCAGAGAUGAAAUCAAUGAACGGCUUGGUCAUGCCACGAUAGCACUCAUCCAAGUUACGCGAUCACGAUUUACCAUUAUUAAUUCCCAGGUCUUGUUCAAAAGCAUGAGCUUACCUUUUGACUUUUCUGUACAUUGGAGCACUUGAGCGGUUUUCCAGUCAUCUUCCAGAUGAAACUGCAGGCGUUCUUCUCUGGCGGUCAUGAUCUGAAUCACACCUUUCCCGGCGAGGCUCUACUAGUGCGACUUUGCUUGCUGGCCUGCCGCAUGUCAUUCUUCUACCCAUAAUACCCCUUCUGGCCUAUUUUCAUCGCCACAUUUAUAUACGAUUAUAGCCGAUGCAUGUGUAACUAUAUAGCCCAAAUUCCCGAAUGUUCUACGAUCAAACUAAACACAAUAAAAUCUUCUCAAUUAUCGCCAGUACCUUGAGCGCGGCACAAGAUCAUCAAAGGUCACUUUUUUGCUUGUCUUCUAUGCAGAUGC
Aspergillus aculeatinus CBS 121060 is the source of this 2061-nucleotide messenger RNA. Its product is annotated as basic helix-loop-helix domain-containing protein. The record is from RefSeq and is a predicted model, not a curated record. NCBI's taxonomy places the organism in Eukaryota, Fungi, Ascomycota, Eurotiomycetes, Eurotiales, Aspergillaceae. Gene Ontology annotation, molecular function: protein dimerization activity; DNA-binding transcription factor activity, RNA polymerase II-specific; RNA polymerase II cis-regulatory region sequence-specific DNA binding. The coding region runs from base 288 to 1622 and encodes 444 amino acids. Gene Ontology annotation, biological process: regulation of transcription by RNA polymerase II. The transcript has 2 exons.